CCUGGCUUCUCUAACCUCCAGUAGCUGGGAGAGGGACGGGAAAGAGGGAGAAGGGAGGGCGGCGGGGAGGAGAGAAGCCAAGAAGGCGGGAGAAAGGGGGAGCGCGGGGGAGAAGGGAGCCGAGGCGGAAGUCGAGGGGCCCCCCGGGUGGAAGUGACGCUACCCCCGCUGCCCAAAAUGUCGGCGCCCAGAGGGAGGUGUAAGUAAUUAAAGAGGAAAGCCGACUGACUUUCCCGGCCUCCCGGGGCCGCCUCAGGGCUCCAGAACCCCCGCUCCGUAAGAGCAAGGUGGACUCGCCCGGCUGCGGGUCUGGCCAGACCUGCCCCCGCCUCGGGCGCCCGGGGCCGCACCUUUUAGGGACAGGGGGGAGGGGCACAAAAGGCUAGCUCCGGGGCCUGGGUCCUCGCGCUGACUGGGGAGGGGGGACCCAGCCCCGCGGGUGACGGGGCGGGGAGGAGGCGGGGCUUCGUGGCGGCCGGGGCGGAGCAAUGGCUGGGAGGAGGCGGGGUGGGCGUGGUUUGGAGUGGAAGUGGGCGGGGCUGUGGUGGAAAUGGGAGGUGCUUAGGCAAAGGGGCGAGGUUUGACAAAGGGGCGUGGCUUAGUGGUAGGCGGGCCCUAGGUUGCAGGGUUCUAAUUCGGGCUGAGUGGGGUAAAGGGAUUCAGUGCGGAGGUGGGAGGAGCUUAGGGUAGGAGGGUGGAGUUUGACUAGGGGCGUGUCUUUCAGGAAGUGGUGGGCAUAGUGAGGGGGUGGGGUUUAAGAGUGUGAUUUGGGGCGUCUUCGUGGAAAUAGCAGGUCUUUAUAUUGCAGGUGAAAUGGCUUAGGAUGGGGAGGGUGUCAGCAAGGACUGAGAUGGCAAGAGAGGUAGAGUGACGGGUGGUCUUGGAAAGGAAGGGGUUUACUUAAAGGUUUAGUUUAAAGGAAAACUCGAGUGGGGUUCAGGAGGCGGAUCUUGCUGGGGAAGAGAUGAGGGACUUCAAGAGGAAACUCGGAGGAACUUUGCAGACGGUAGUAAUCAAAACAGCUUACCUCUUUUGCUGUGCGCAAGCGUCAGUAAGCCCGCGGCGCGCAUGGCCACAACAGUGCUUAGUCCUCACCACCACUCCGUGAGAGAGCGCCCACACCCGCCACUGCCCUCGCGCCGCACCACCAUGGAUGACGCCCCGCUGCCAGCGCCCCCAGUCCCUGCUCCGGCCCCGGCCCCAGCUCCGCCCGCUGCUGCUGCCCCCCGCGUCCCGUUUCACUGCAGUGAGUGUGGCAAGAGCUUCCGCUACCGCUCGGACCUGCGGCGCCACUUCGCUCGGCACACUGCGCUCAAACCCCACGCGUGUCCGCGCUGCGGCAAGGGCUUCAAGCACAGCUUCAACCUGGCCAACCACCUGCGCUCGCACACCGGCGAGCGGCCCUACCGCUGCUCCGCCUGCCCCAAGGGGUUCCGAGACUCCACCGGCCUGCUGCACCACCAGGUCGUCCACACUGGUGAGAAGCCCUACUGCUGCCUAGUCUGCGAGCUCCGCUUCUCCUCGCGCUCCAGCCUGGGCCGCCAUCUCAAGCGCCAGCACCGUGGGGUGCUCCCGUCACCCCUGCAGCCUGGCGCAGGCCUGCCCGCCCUGAGCGCUCCCUGCUCAGUCUGCUGCAACGUGGGGCCCUGCUCAGUGUGCGGGGGCGCGGGGGCCGGCGGCGGAGAGGGCCCAGAGGGGGCAGGUGCGGGCCCGGGGAGCUGGGGGCUGGCCGAGGCGGCGGCCGCUGCGGCGGCCUCGCUGCCCCCCUUUGCGUGCGGUGCCUGCGCGCGGCGCUUCGACCAGGGCCGCGAGCUGGCCGCCCACUGGGCUGCACACACCGACGUGAAGCCCUUCAAGUGCCCGCGCUGCGAGCGCGACUUCAACGCCCCUGCGCUGCUGGAGCGGCAUAAGCUGACCCACGACCUGCAGGGUCCCGGCGCACCCCCCGCGCAGGCCUGGGUCUCCGGGGCUGGCGCCGGGCCUGAGACGGCCGGCGAGGGCGGCGCUGCGGAGGCGGGCGACAAGCAGCCGGCCUGGGACGGCGGGUUGCUCCUGGGCCGCGCCGGGGGCGGCGUGCCCGAGCUGGGGGGGCUGCUCCCCGAGGGCGGCGGGGAGGCCCCUGCGCCCGCGGCCGCGGCCGAGCCGUCGGAAGACACCCUCUACCAGUGCGACUGCGGGACCUUCUUCGCGUCGGCGGCGGCGCUGGCCAGCCACCUGGAGGCGCACUCGGGCCCCGCCACCUACGGCUGCGGCCACUGCGGGGCCCUGUACGCGGCGCUGGCCGCCCUGGAGGAGCACCGGCGCACCAGCCACGGCGAGGGCGGCGGUGCCGAGGCGGCGGCUGCGCCCGCCCCGGAGGGGGACCCCGCGCCUGGAGAGCCCGCGUCCGGCUCGGGCCGCGGCAAGAAGAUCUUCGGCUGCUCCGAGUGCGAGAAGCUGUUCCGCUCGCCGCGGGACCUGGAGCGGCAUGUGCUGGUGCACACCGGGGAGAAGCCGUUCCCGUGCCUGGAGUGCGGCAAGUUUUUCCGCCACGAGUGCUACCUCAAGCGCCACCGACUGCUGCACGGCACCGAGCGGCCCUUCCCCUGCCACAUCUGCGGCAAGGGCUUCAUCACGCUCAGCAACCUCUCCAGGCACCUGAAGCUGCACCGAGGCAUGGACUGACGUGGCCAGGCCGUGCGCCCCUCCGCCCAACCACCCCUCCCAGGGGCCGGACUCAGGGCCCGGACCAGGGGGCCUAGGGACCCCGAGGGAGGCCUCCGCCCUCCAAAUCCAGACGUAGGCCCCGAGAUGAGGGGACCCUGGCUGGAGACAUGGGGCCACCAAACACCCACACGGGCCCUUGAGCUGGGGGGCAGCAAAUCAAUGGAGACGCUCCUCAGCUUGAGGGCCCCGGAGCUACGGAGAGACUCCUAGACUCGAGGCCCCUGGAAUACGUGCUGAGCAUCCCCAAACCCGAGCUGCGGGGACCGAGGAACGAGAACUGGGUCUUCACAAGCACUUCUCACCGUGAGAGCCCUCUUAAUAAGUGAUGGGCACCCUCCCCCAAAGGAAAACUGCCCCUCUCCCUGAGAGCCAUCAUUCCAACGACCUUGAUCUGGGGAAUGGGGGGGAAACAUGUCCCCGGAUUUCCCUGGGUCCCCUCCAAAUGCUACCCACCAGAGUCCCUGGUGCCCUCAAAUAAUGGAUAUAGCCGGAAUCUGCCUCCCCCGACCCCCUUUAUUCCCUAUGCGGAAAGAGGACCAGGGUAGUUGCCCCCUGCCCUCAACUCCUUCCCCAGUUAGGACUCCCUCCUCCUCUACUGCGGAAUGGAUCGACCCUAAUGAUCUUCCCCAUCCCCCAAAACUAGAAUAGGCUGGUUCAAAAUCCCCCCGCCCAGUAGGAUGGACUGAUCGAGAUACACAUACCCCCACCCCCGGCCCACUGGAAUGGGCCGGUCCAGAUGGCCGACUGCGCCCCAUCCUCCUUAGAGUGAAUACGGCAGACACUCCUCCCGUCCCUCUAGCGUGCGGGCUGGUCCACGUCAUUUCCCAUUAUGUGAAUUCAAGAGUGAGAGGUGGGGGACACCGGGGUAUCCCUCCCGCUCUGCUGUAGCACCUGUUGGUCUUUACGUCUCUGUCAGUUUGUCUCUGUGUUUUCCCCAGCCCCAAGGGGAAGGGGGAUUUGGCUAGGGGGUUUCCCCCUGUAAGCCUCGACCUCGCCCCCUCAUCCCACUCCCCAGUGUCUCCUGGACCCCAAUAAACCUUGUCCUGU
Hippopotamus amphibius kiboko is the source of this 3753-nucleotide messenger RNA. RefSeq names its product FLT3 interacting zinc finger 1 (gene FIZ1). NCBI's taxonomy places the organism in Eukaryota, Metazoa, Chordata, Mammalia, Artiodactyla, Hippopotamidae. Bases 1069 to 2664 code for a protein of 531 amino acids. Gene Ontology annotation, molecular function: DNA-binding transcription factor activity, RNA polymerase II-specific; RNA polymerase II transcription regulatory region sequence-specific DNA binding. The record is from RefSeq and is a predicted model, not a curated record. Gene Ontology annotation, biological process: regulation of transcription by RNA polymerase II. The transcript is spliced from 3 exons. Gene Ontology annotation, cellular component: nucleus.